GAAUAUCCAUUGGCAUAAAAUUCUCAUUAUCCGUCCAACAAAGCCUGCCUUGCGGCCCCUCCAAAAAGGUUAAACCCACGUAUCAGCUAUCCAUCUGCAGAUUCCCAAACCUAACAUCACCCACUGUUUGAUUUCCGAUUAAUUUUGCGGGACCAUACUUUCUCAUGGAUUCCACUCCACUGAUCUCGAAUUGCGAUGGUGGGGUCUCUGAGAAGAUCAUCAUCGAUACCGAUCCAGGCAUUGAUGAUAGCAUGGCACUCAUGAUGGCUUUCCAAACACCAAACUUGGAGAUCUUAGGUUUGACUACCACUUUCGGUAAUGUCUCUACAAAAGAUGCCACUCGCAAUGCCUUGCUUCUGUGUGAGAUUGCAGGACGUCGAGGUGUCCCUGUUGCAGAGGGUAGCUCUGGACCUCUAAAGGGUGGAGAGCCGGAGAUUCAAGACUUCAUUCAUGGUUCGGAUGGAUUAGGUAACAUAAAUCUACCUCCCCCCAAAUCCAAGAAAGUAGAUAUAUCAGCAGCUGAAUUUUUAGUUGACAAAGUUUCUCAAUAUCCCGGUGAAAUAUCUAUACUUGCACUUGGUCCUCUCACGAACUUGGCUAUGGCUAUCAAAAAGGACUCCUCAUUUGUAACCAAGGUGAAAAGAGUGGUUGUUCUUGGUGGAGCUUUCUUUGCACUUGGGAACAUUAAUCCGGCUGCUGAAGCAAACAUUUAUGAGGACCCUGAAGCAGCAGAUAUUGUCUUCACUUCUGGGGCAAAUAUAGUCGUCGUUGGCAUAAACAUCACGACACAAGUCAAAAUGUCAGACGAUGAUCUUGAUGAACUGAGGCAGUCUGCAGGGAGGCAUGCUCAAUUUUUGAGCGACGUUUGUAAAUUUUACCGCGAUUGGCAUGUGAAAUCUGAUGGUGUUUAUGGUAUAUUCCUUCAUGAUCCUGUCAGUUUCGUAGCACUUGUCCGGCCCGAUCUUUUCACUUACAAGAAAGGGGUUGUGAGGGUGGAGACACAGGGCCUCUGUGUUGGCCAUACUCUAAUGGACCAAGGAUUGAAAAAAUGGAACACGGACAAUCCAUGGACGGGCUAUUCUCCGAUUUCAGUUGCGUGGACGGUGAACGUUGAGGAGGUUCUGAAGUACAUUAAAAAUGUCUUAAUGACACCGUAAUUGAUGUCGGGAUUGUGGUCGAAAAUAGGUCUUGGAUUUGGAAUUCAAAUAGUUGCUCUGUGAUUUUAAGCCUCUUGUAAUCUAUUGGAAAUACCAACACAUCAUUUCAAUAAUUUGGUUCAGUUGUAAACUA
Molecule: messenger RNA, 1290 nt
Organism: Cynara cardunculus var. scolymus (artichoke)
Lineage: Eukaryota; Viridiplantae; Streptophyta; Magnoliopsida; Asterales; Asteraceae
Product: uridine nucleosidase 1
Exons: 9
Coding region: 165-1157 (330 amino acids)
Biological process (GO): purine nucleoside catabolic process
Cellular component (GO): cytosol
Molecular function (GO): purine nucleosidase activity
Source: RefSeq, a predicted model, not a curated record